This is a messenger RNA of Lottia gigantea (owl limpet), 1539 nucleotides long. RefSeq lists its product as hypothetical. Gene Ontology annotation, biological process: nucleoside transmembrane transport. The transcript is spliced from 7 exons. Gene Ontology annotation, cellular component: plasma membrane. The record is from RefSeq and is a predicted model, not a curated record. Bases 1 to 1539 code for a protein of 512 amino acids. Lineage: Eukaryota; Metazoa; Mollusca; Gastropoda; Lottiidae. Gene Ontology annotation, molecular function: monoamine transmembrane transporter activity; nucleoside transmembrane transporter activity.
AUGGAUGAAAACCUGACUCGAGGCUACUGUCAGUUGUCGUCGCCGUCGACAAGACCAAGACGAACAGCCAAUCAGGAUAGAGUUAAUCCACCACGUGAUCCAUGUAGCUGUAUAUACCUCUCUUUAGUUUUGGCGGGAGCUGGAUUUCUGCUUCCGUACAAUAGUUUUAUUACUGCUGUGGACUAUUAUGACAACAGAUUUCCUAAUAGUACUAUUAUAUUCGACAUGAGUAUGACCUAUAUCAUUGUAGCGUUUGUCAGCGUAUGUAUUAAUAACGUGCUGGUGGAAGCACUUAGUAUGCCUGUUAGAAUAACGUUUGGAUACCUCGUGUCGUUUGUGGUGUUAUUGAUUAUCGCCCUUUGUGAUGUGUGGUAUCAAGUGUUUACACCGGAUAUCGGAUAUAAAGUUACGCUGACUGCUGUUGCUGUAGUUGCUAUUGGAGCUACAGUUCAACAGUCUAGUUUCUAUGGAUUCACCAGCAUGUUACCAUCAAGAUAUACUCAAGCUGUUAUGACAGGAGAAAGUGCUGCUGGUUUGAUCAUCUCAAUGAAUCGAAUAAUAACCAAAUCUUUACUGAACGAUCAAAGGAUCAACACCAUCAUCUUCUUCAUCAUCUCCAUCUCUAUCUUGUGGGUCUGCUUCAUCGUCUUUCAUAUCAUUCGAAGAACAGAAUUCGUCCGGUUUUAUGUGAGUCUUUGUGAAAGUGCUGGAGUUCCAGAAGAUCAGAGAGGGAUCACGAAAGGAGGUGGUUGUACAGAAGAAGUAAGCUUAAGAUAUGGUGUAUUGAUAAUACAGAGUCCAACAUCACCGACAUCACGUUCUGCUGAUAGUAGUACUUCUGGUAACAGUGAGAAUACAGUACGAGAAAUCACGAGAAGUAACGAGGAACGAGUUAUGUUCCAAGGACAAAGUUAUAAAGUUCAUGUGCCAAAAGUUUCAAGCAUCAAGAAGGGUAUAAGAAUGAGAUAUGAAGUUUCAAAAACAGUUUGGCCCUACAUGUUAUCUAUUGGUCUGGCUUAUUUUGUUACCCUGUGUCUGUUUCCCGGUAUAGAAUCGGAGGUCAUCAGCUGUAAACUUGGAAGCUGGAUGCCAAUUAUUAUUAUGGCAAUUUUCAACGGCUGUGAUUUUCUUGGAAAGAUAGUUGCUUCAAUACCAUAUGACUGGCCACGCGGUCGUUUGGUGGCAGCGACAUUCUGCCGCGUGUUGAUCAUACCACUGUUGAUGUUAUGUGUGACACCAAGAGAGCACCCAACGUUAUCUGGUGAUGUAUGGCCAUUACUGCUGUCUCUUGUACUAGGUCUUACUAAUGGUUAUUUUGGUAGUGUUCCUAUGAUCCUAGCUCCAUCUAGAGUCCCUGAUGAACAACGAGAACUGUGUGGUAAUAUUAUGACGUUAUCGUACAGUUUGGGACUGACAACGGGAUCGGGGGUGGCUUAUUUGUUAGACUAUUUGAUGGGUCCACAUCGAGUUACCAGUCCUUGCGUUGUAGAUCUGACGCCUGCUCAACAUUUGAAUUCGACGUUUGGUCAACCAUUGUAA